Loa loa (African eye worm) is the source of this 942-nucleotide messenger RNA. RefSeq lists its product as hypothetical. NCBI's taxonomy places the organism in Eukaryota, Metazoa, Nematoda, Chromadorea, Rhabditida, Onchocercidae. Gene Ontology annotation, cellular component: postsynapse; sarcolemma; axon. Gene Ontology annotation, biological process: calcium ion import across plasma membrane; sodium ion transmembrane transport. The record is from RefSeq and is a predicted model, not a curated record. The transcript is spliced from 8 exons. Bases 1 to 909 code for a protein of 302 amino acids. Gene Ontology annotation, molecular function: calcium:sodium antiporter activity.
AUGAAAGAUUUCGAUGAAAGAGAACGGUUGACAAAAGAGGAGCUUGAAAUUGCAGAGUUAGGAAAACCACGUUUAGGCAAAUUCAAACGAUGUCAAAUUACUAUCAGGGAAAGCAAGGAAUUUCGGAGUGUAAUCGAUCGCAUGUUACGGAAUGCCAAUACAUCGUUUAUGCUCGGUACCACAAGUUGGCGUGAACAAUUUAUUGAUGCUUUGACUGUUCAUGCCGAUUUUGAGGAUGACGAAAGCACUGAUCAAGAAGAGAAGGGUAAAGCAGAAGGGAAAUCGAAACCGAUGUUUUUUGAUUAUUUCAGGCAUUUCUUGUCUCUACCAUGGAAAUUAUUGUUUGCAACUAUACCGCCAACAGAUGAGUGUCAUUACUGGAAUGGCUGGGCUGGUUUCAUCGUAUCGAUCUUUUUAAUCGGUGCGCUGACAGCCGUUAUUGGUGAUUUGGCAUCACAUUUUGGAUGUUGGGUUGGUCUGAAGGAUGCUGUUACGGCUAUUUCGUUUGUUGCGCUUGGUACCUCCAUUCCAGAUACAUUUGCAUCUAAAGUAGCAGCAGUCCAAGAUAAAUACGCAGACUCGUCAAUUGGUAAUGUUACCGGCUCAAAUGGUGUCAAUGUAUUUCUAGGAAUAGGAAUAGCAUGGACGAUAGCAGCAGUUUAUCACUGGUGGCAUGGUGAUAAUUUCUAUGUUGAGCCGGGAACACUUGCAUUUUCCGUGACAAUAUUUUGCAUCGAGGCAUUGAUAUGCAUCGCAGUGAUUGUAAUAAGGCGACGUCCUCCUAUUGGAGGUGAACUGGGUGGACCUAUGAAGUAUAAGGUGUUAACAUCAGGUUUGUUCGUUAUUCUUUGGUUUACAUACCUCGGUCUCUCUGCACUCGAAUCAUAUCACGUCAUCUCUGGUUUCUAGAGUAAUUCUAGCACAGCCUAUAGUUUUACACGU